AUGUUUGAGGACCAAACCCCUGCAAGCAAUAUCGACUCCGCCCUGGACCUAGGAAAAGAAGUCUUGCCCGAAAAUGUACAUCUACAACAACACAACCGCCCGUCCACCAAUCUGACAUUCACUCGUAACAAGAAUAGCAGAUACACUCUUUGCCGGCGAUCGCGCAUCCGUGGCAUCCCACCGCUGGGUAUUGGCUUCCUUGACAUAGCCAACUCAGGCGACUUUGCUGCCAAUGUCUUCAACCACGUCCCGGUCCCAAUCUAUGCCGUCGUACUCAUGGCCAUCGGAGCCACUGUUGCUCUCGGCAUGUCUUUCUUGGCUUUCUCAGAUCUGAAGACCAGCUUGAAAAACGUCAAACUUCUCAGGAAAGAAAGGACGCUGCUAAAAGCAAUGGACAGCGACAGGGCUGCAGAGCUGGAACUUAACCAUCGAGACCUGGGGACGGAGAUUUUUGAUCGCGCGGGUGUCGACAUUGCUAUGGGUAUUGGAGCCUUUCUCAUCGCCAUUGGUACUUAUAUGGCCAUUGGGGGCGCGAACCCCAAGGUUUUUGUUGCAAGUAAUCUGCUGUCGGGCUAUAUUGGAAAUGCCCUGCCUGCUGUCUACGGUCUCUGCAAUAUCGGGUGGUCCAUCAAUGUCUGGAUUCGCGCACACAAACAAGUCAGUGCAGUAUAUAUACACCUGCAGGAUGGCGUUCCAAAAGACCUUCUUCUGCGUCGGGGAAGGGGGGUCCAGGAGCAUGCGAUACUGACGGCUGUCGUUUGUCUUGUUUCUGGUGCACUUUCAAUGGUCACCCCUACUCAUUGGUGGCCAUACCCC
This is a messenger RNA of Aureobasidium namibiae CBS 147.97, 816 nucleotides long. RefSeq lists its product as uncharacterized. Lineage: Eukaryota; Fungi; Ascomycota; Dothideomycetes; Dothideales; Saccotheciaceae. The annotation marks the transcript as partial. The record is from RefSeq and is a predicted model, not a curated record. The transcript has a single exon.